UCUCACUUCGCCUCUUCCUCUCUGACUAGACUGACUGCCGUACUAUACAGGUAGCGAUGUGAAUUGUACCAAUGCAGCAGAGGCUUCGACAACUGUAGACUACAAAAUAAGAUGUGAUAUUCGUUGAGAUAAGAAAUAGUCAUGCAAUUCAAGAACACACCUCUUAUGUCAGCACUUUAACCACGAGUCCAGUGGAUUCGUGCUUUAUCUAGGUGAGUACUAUACAUUUUACAUUGUAACUCAUUUUACCUUUUUUCUCAAAUACAACAUUAUGUAAGUUAAAACAUAUUGCGUGUAUUACAUACUUCAUGUAAAUUCAAUUUUUAUUGACUUACCUUUAUAGACUAAAGUAAUGUGACAUGACGAUUUGGGUUAUGUUGGCUACAGUAGAUAGUCAGGAAGUAAUGUGACAUUACGAUUUGGGUUAUGUUGGCUACAGUAGAUAGUCAGGAACAGUCUUUGGCCUCGUAAACAAUAGCAAUGUGAACUUGGCCUGAAAUAGCCCUAUAAAUAACUAGUAUGCCAAAUUCAUGGUGUUAAUAAUAAAAAUGUACACUUGGAUAUUGUCGUUUUAUUUAUGUUAUGAUUACAUAAAUAAAUAAAAACAAUAUCUAAAUGUAAAUGUUAUUAUUAAUAUCAAAUGUUUUCUCACAACCAUAUUUUCUAUUGAACACCAAAAGCAAAUUCAGUAACUUUCCAUGAGGCCAUACCCCAGCUCUCCCCAACCCACCUAAGCAUUGCCCUGAGCAACUACCAUCACAUAACCUUGUAAAUUAUCUGGGUUACUCAUACCUGUAUUGACCUGUAUUACCUGUAUUUAUUUGUAUUUUGAAUGACCCACAGAGUCAUAGCCACUGUUUGUGGUGACGGGUCAUGAGUGCAGCAAUAACAUUCUUAGGCACAUCUCUUUUCUAUCAACUGUUUUGGGUCGUUAGUCUUUGGUCUUUCAGUUGUUUAUAUCAGGGCAGAGACUCAGAAAGAUGGACUUACCAACAGGGUAACACAGGGUACAAGUACUAAACACUAAAUAUGUUUCAGUAAGUUAAUUAAGCUGUUAUUAAUCAUAACUGUCAUAAAUGUGUUCAGAAAUUAGGCCAAAUGAUCCCAAAUUGUACAAGAAUAGCCUCCCUCCUCAUUACAAAUGCUCAUUUUAGCCCUCCUUGAUUGUCCUCAGUGGUCCCUUUAAACUCCACUUUCAUUUGACUUUGCACUCUCUUGCACUAGUAGUGACAUUCCUUAGAUCACAUAAAGGGGAAAUAUAGCCCUGAAGAAUAUGGUUGCAAAGUUUGUUUCCAACUUAUCAUUUCACAUACUACCACACAUUGUACUCACGUGCAUUGCUAAUAUUUCAUGCAGAGAAACAUAGUAUGUGUGUAAGCAUCGUGAGAGGGUUUACUGAAUAAAUGUGUAGGAUUUAAAAAGCUAUACUAGCUAUACUACUUUCAACACCCCUUUCUGGGUCAGUGCAGUGCGUCCGACAGUACCCUUUACCUUCCUUCCGAAAACAAUCACUUAGUCAAGGGCCCUAGUGACAGGAUCCUACCUCUCACAGUGCUUUAAACUGCCAACCGUCUUUAAAAGGAGAUAUUUAUGAUUUAUUUAUAUUUAUGGUUUUGAUAAGUUCGCCGUAUUGUACAUUGCUCUCCGUUACUCUGUUUUUUGUAUGGUCAUUAGCAGAGUAAACAUGAUCCCAAUUUUAGCUUCAAGAUGCCAGCAAUAUGAAGUAGAGUAGAUUGUAGAUUGUGCUGAUUUAUUGAACCAUAUCGCGCGGCGUAGUUUAAAAUCUCAGUGGAAAGUGCUAAAACAAUGACGCCAUAUCUGAAUUCAGCGAUCUUUAUGCACAUUUGCCAUUGUUUACCCUUUAUAUGUUUUUUGUCAAGUAAAAACAAUACUUUUGUAGCACUUCAUUAACUUAAUUAAGCCAUGGGAUGUCACAUCCCUUUCCAGGGCCCAUCACCACUGUCUGUGAGGUUAGGGGCAAGAUGUGGGGAGAAGUUGGAGGGGCACUGGUGUUGUUGCUGCUGCUUUCUGAAGUCUUGGACUGCAUUGGUAAGUUAUAAUAAAGGCAUAGAUGUAACUGUUGCUGUAUCGCAAACAUACAACAUUUAAGUCUUGGGAAUUCCAAUUUUUUAUUGGGAUUACAUUGUAUUAAUUGAAAUUGGCAUUGUACACUGAGUUUACAAAACAUUAGAAACACCUUCCUACUAUUGAGUUGCACCCCCUUUUGAACUCAGACCAACCUCAAUUAGUUGGGACAUGGACUCUACAAAGUGUCAAAAGCAUUUCACAGGGAUGCUGGCCCAUGUUGACUCCAAUGCUUCCCCACAGUUGUGUCAAGUUGGCUGGUAGUGGAUCUCUACUCCGAAUAGCUUGUUUAAUCUCAUCCCACAGAUGCUCAAUUGGAUUGAGAUCUGGUGACUGGGCAGGCCACUGCAGUAAACUGAAUUCACUGUCAUGUUUGUGGAACCAUUACUGGACAAUCCUAGCCUUGUGGUAUGGGGCAAAAAUUAAUUGCAGAUGGAUACACUGCUACCAUGAGGAUGCAUGUACUCAUGUGUUUUUCUCCAUACCCUAGUCCUCCCAUCAGAGUGAAACAGCAGAAACCGGGAUUCAUCAGACCAGGCAAUGUUUUUCCAAUUCUUCAGUGUCCAUGUCUCAAUUGUCCAUUUUUUUCUUCUUAAAAACCAUUCUUUAACCUGUCUCCUCCCCUUCAUCAACACUGAUUGAAGUGGAUUUUUGACAUCAAUAAGGGAUCAUAGCUUUCACCUGGAUUCACCUGGUUGAAAAUAAAAUAAAAUAAAAACAAUGUAUGCACUCACUAACUGUAAGUCGCUCUGGAUAAGAGCGUCUGCUAAAUGACUAAAAUGUAAAUGUAAAUGUCAGUCUAUGUCAUGGAAAGAGCAGCUGUUCCUAAUGUUUUAUACACUCAGUGUAUAUGGUGUUUAUAUGUUUUCAUAUUUUUUUAUAAAGGGUUGGUCACCAUUGAAACCAGGGUCUCAUUUACAAGGGAGCCCUGUGAACAUGAAGAUAUACAAUAAAAUGUAAUACAACAUAAUGUAAAAUAACAAUAUCAAUACAAUACAAUAAAAUACAACAAGAUUAAUCAAAACAAACACAACUCUCACAUACAGUGGGGGAAAAAAGUAUUUAGUCAGCCACCAAUUGUGCAAGUUCUCCCACUUAAAAAGAUGAGAGAGGCCUGUAAUUUUCAUCAUAGGUACACGUCAACUAUGACAGACAAAAUGAGAAAAAAAAAUCCAGAAAAUCACAAUGUAGGAUUUUUAAUGAAUUUAUUUGCAAAUUAUGGUGGAAAAUAAGUAUUUGGUCAAUAACAAAAGUUUCUCAAUACUUUGUUAUAUACCCUUUGUUGGCAAUGACACAGGUCAAACGUUUUCUGUAAGUCUUCACAAGGUUUUCACACACUGUUACUGGUAUUUUGGCCCAUUCCUCCAUGCAGAUCUCCUCUAGAGCAGUGAUGUUUUGGGGCUGUCGCUGGGCAACACAGACUUUCAACUCCCUCCAAAGAUGUUCUAUGGGGUUGAGAUCUGGAGACUGGCUAGGCCACUCCAGGACCUUGAAAUGCUUCUUACGAAGCCACUCCUUCGUUGCCCGGGCGGUGUGUUUGGGAUCAUUGUCAUGCUGAAAGACCCAGCCACGUUUCAUCUUCAAUGCCCUUGCUGAUGGAAGGAGGUUUUCACUCAAAAUCUCACGAUACAUGGCCCCAUUCAUUCUUUCCUUUACACGGAUCAGUCGUCCUGGUCCCUUUGCAGAAAAACAGCCCCAAAGCAUGAUGUUUCCACCCCCAUGCUUCACAGUAGGUAUGGUGUUCUUUGGAUGCAACUCAGCAUUCUUUGUCCUCCAAACACGACGAGUUGAGUUUUUACCAAAAAGUUAUAUUUUGGUUUCAUCUGACCAUAUGACAUUCUCCCAAUCCUCUUCUGGAUCAUCCAAAUGCACUCUAGCAAACUUCAGAUGGGCCUGGACAUGUACUGGCUUAAGCAGGGGGACACGUCUGGCACUGCAGGAUUUGAGUCCCUGGCGGCGUAGUGUGUUACUGAUGGUAGGCUUUGUUACUUUGGUCCCAGCUCUCUGCAGGUCAUUCACUAGGUCCCCCCGUGUGGUUCUGGGAUUUUUGCUCACCGUUCUUGUGAUCAUUUUGACCCCACGGGGUGAGAUCUUGCGUGGAGCCCCAGAUCGAGGGAGAUUAUCAGUGGUCUUGUAUGUCUUCCAUUUCCUAAUAAUUGCUCCCACAGUUGAUUUCUUCAAACCAAGCUGCUUACCUAUUGCCGAUUCAGUCUUCCCAGCCUGGUGCAGGUCUACAAUUUUGUUUCUGGUGUCCUUUGACAGCUCUUUGGUCUUGGCCAUAGUGGAGUUUAGAGUGUGACUGUUUGAGGUAGUGGACAGAUGUCUUUUAUACUGAUAACAAGUUCAAACAGGUGCCAUUAAUACAGGUAACGAGUGGAGGACAGAGGAGCCUCUUAAAGAAGAAGUUACAGGUCUGUGAGAGCCAGAAAUCUUGCUUGUUUGUAGGUGACCAAAUACUUAUUUUCCACCAUAAUUUGCAAAUAAAUUCAUAAAAAAUCCUACAAUGUGAUUUUCUGGAUUUUUUUCCCUCAAUUUGUCUGUCAUAGUUGACGUGUACCUAUGAUGAAAAUUACAGUCCUCUCUCAUCUUUUUAAGUGGGAGAACUUGCACAAUUGGUGGCUGACUAAAUACUUUUUUCCCCACUGUAUCACCUUCCUUAAACGAUCCAAUGGAGACCAGUGAGUCUAACUUCAAGGUGGCCUGAAGGCUAUUCCAUGAGCUGGGGGCAUUAAAACUAAAAGCAUUUUCCCCCAGCUCAGUGGAGACCUGCGGGAACUCCAGAACCAGCCAGUCCAGAGAGCGGGUCUGAAAAUUGCUGGAUCUCUGAGGUAGUGGGGGAGUCAAUGAAGAACAGCGUUAAGUACAAAAAGUAGCCCAUGCUGGGCCCUUCUGGUAGUCAGAGACUCCCAGCCAACAGAACUAUACAAAAUGCAGUGAUGUGUACGAAAAUUGUCCGCAGUGAUAAAAAUCAGUGCUGAGUGAUAGACUGAAUCUAAAGGUUUUUAAACAGAGGCUGCCGUGUGCAUGUACUGUAGAUUAUAUCACCGUAAUGAAGUACUGCAAGAAGAGUUGCUUGAACAAUCUUUCUCCUACUUUCAAAAGUGAGGCAGGAUUUAUUUCUUAUAAAAGAAACCAAUCUUAAUUCUCAGCUUUUUUGUCAGUUUUUCAAUGUGUGUUUUUUUAAAGACAGCUUAUCUUCAAUUCAAAUACCCAAGUACUUAUAAUGGGGAACUUGCUAGAUUUGGGCUCCCUUCAAUGUGCAAAUACGCAGGUCCUCAGGGUCAAUAUUACGAGACUUAAAGAACAACAUAAACUUUGUUUUAUUAGCAUUUAGCACUAGUUUAAGAUCAGUAAGUGAUUUUUGAAUUGAGUCAAAACCAUGCCGUCAUGAAUGGCCUGCUGUACUGAGGGGUCAUAGGAGUAAAUAACUGUAUAAUCCGCGUAAAGAUGAAUGUUACAGGUUUUAACAGAUAGACCAAUAUUAUUUAUAUAAAUAGUGAAGAGAACAGGGCCUAAAAUCGACCCCUGCGGCACACCUUUCAUAAUAUUGAGGAAACUAGAUUUGAUACCGUCAGUAAGCAAACAUUGUGUCCUGUCCAUUAUAUAGUUCUUGAAUCAAUUGCAAGAUGCCUGAUCUAGGCCUAUUUCAGACAAACUUUGAAUAAGUAAUAAAUGGUCAACCAUAUCGAACGCCUUUGACAGGUCAAAAAAUAUGUUUAUGGUCUAAACAAUAUAGCACAGCAUCUAAGACAAGUGUAGCCGCUGAAACUGUGAUAUGUCCAGGUCUAAAACCAGAUUGGUGCUCCUUAAGAAUAGAAUAAGAAGUUAAAACAGUUCUAAGCUGAGAGUUGCCUAGGGAUCUUUGGCAAGGCAAGAUAGCUUGUAAAUUGGACAGUAGUUAUCCAAGUCAGAAGGAUCUCCGCCUUUGUGUAGAGGGAGGACUUGUGCCGUUUUCCAGAUCUUAGGGAUAACCCCAGUAACAAUUGUCAAGUUAAAUAAGUGGGGCAGACCGCUGCAGCAGAAAGGGAUCAAGUGAGUCAGCCCCAGUGGAUUGUUUUACAUCGAUCUUCAAUAAGACACUUAGUACAUCAUAGACAUCAAAUGGUUGAAAUGAAAAUGAGGAAAGUGUAUCUGGGAAUGUAUCGUUCUCUGCACCCUGUCUCGCGAUGAGUAAAGGACUCCCAGUACUGGAAUCAGAGUUUUCAGAAGCUAUUCUAUCAUGUAUGUAGCCCGCUGAGGCAAAGUGGUUAUUAAAAGCACCACAAAUGUCCAUCUUAUCUGUUAUGGGACCAGAGGCUGUCAUAACCUGCUGGGGUAUUGAGGGGGUGAAGUUUUGUUUCAGAGAUUUAACUACCUUCCAGAAGGCAGCUGGAUUCCCACCAUUCUCACAUACACAGUUCAAGAAGUAUGUCGAUUUUGCUUUUCUAACCAGUGAUAGACAUCCAUUUCUCAAGAGUCUGAAGGACUGCCAGUCAAACGUAGAAUCAGUCAUCCUAACCUUAGCCUGAGCUAAAUUUCUCUCCUGACGUUUAUCUGAUAGUUACUUCGUGAACUUAGCUCUAUCCUUUACCCUUCAUUUCUUGAACAGUGCAUGCUUAUCUGCAAUCAUUUAGGGCCUGAUCGGAGUCAGAGAUAGCUGACACAACCCUCCAUUCACACAAUCCCAGUUCAGACAAGUAUUGUUGCUUAUAAAAAUUCCUAAAAUGGCUCUUUGUAAAACUGGUCAGACGAGAUUUAGGUACAGUUGAAGUCGGAAGUUUACAUACACUUAGGUUGGAGUCAUUAAAACUUGUUUUUCAACCACUCCACAAAUGUCUUUUUAACAAACUAUAGUUUUGGAAAGUUGGUUAUGACAUCUACUUUGUGCAUGACACAAGUAAUUUUUCCAACAAUUGCUUACAGACAGAUUAUUUCACUUAUAAUUCACUGUAUCACAAUUCCAGUGGGUCAGAUGUUUACAUACACUAAGUUGACUGUCCCUUUAAACAGCUUGGAAAAUUCCAGUAAAUGAUGUCAUGGCUUUAGAAGCUUUUGAUAGGCUAAUUGACAUCAUUUGAGUCAAUUGGAGGUGUACCUGUGGAUGUAUUUCAAGGCCUACCUUCAAACUCAGUGCCUCUUUGCUUGACAUCAUGGGAAAAUCAAAAGAAAUCAACCAAGACCUCAGAAAAAAAAAUGUAGACCUCCACAAGUCUUGUUCAUCCUUGGGAGCAAUUUCCAAAUGCCUGAAGGUACCACGUUCACUGUACAAACAAUAGUAUGCAAGUAUAAACACCAUGGGACCACGCAGCCGUCAUACCGCUCAGGAAGGAGACUCGUUCUGUCUCCUACUGAUGAAUGUACUUUGGUGCGAAAAGUGCAAAUCAAUCCCAGAACAACAGCAAAGGACCUUGUGAAGAUGCUGGAGGAAACAGGUACAAAAGUAUCUAUAUCCGCAGUAAAACGAGUCCUAUAUCAACAUAAUCUGAAAGUGCGCUCAGCAAGGAAGAAGCCACGGCUCCAAAACCGCCAUAAAAAAGCCAGACAAUGGUUUGCAACUGCACAUGGGGACAAAGAUCGUACUUUUUGGAGAAAUGUCCGCUGGUCUGAUGAAACAAAAAUAGAACUGUUUGCCCAUAAUGACCAUCGUUAUGUUUGGAGGAAAAUGGGGGGGCUUGCAAGCCGAAGAACACCAUCCCAACCGUGAAGCACGGGGGUGGCAGCAUCAUGCUGUGGGGGUGCUUUGCUGCAGGAGGGACUUCACUUCACAAAAUAGAUGGCAUCAUGAGGAAGGAAAAUUAUGUGGAUAUAUUGAAGCAACAUCUCAAGACAUCAGUCAGGAAGUUAAAGCUUGGUCGCAAACGGUCUUCCAAAUGGACAAUGAACCCAAGCAUACUUCCAAAGUUGUGGCAAAAUGGCUUAAGGACAACAAAGUGGCCAUCACAAAGCCCUGACCACAAUCCUAUAGACAAUGUGUGGGCAGAACUGAAAAAGCGUAUGCGAGCAAGGAGGCCUACAAACCUGACUCAGUUACACCAGCUCUGUCAGGAGGAAUGGGCCAAAAUUCACCCAACUUAUUGUGGGAAGCUUGUGGAAGGUUACCCAAAACAUUUGACCCAAGUUAAACAAUUUAAAAGCAAUGCUACCAAAUACUAAUUGAGUGUAUGUAAACUUCUGACCCACUGGGAAUGUGAUGAAAGAAAUAAAAGCUGAAAUAAAUAAUUCUCUCUACUAUUAUUCUGACAUUUCACAUUCUUAAAAAAAAGUGGUGAUCCUAACUGACCAAAGACAGGGAAUUUUUACUAGGAUUAAAUGUCAGGAAUUGUGAAAAACUGAGCUUAAAUGUAUUUGGCUAAGGUGUAUGUAAACUUCCGACUUCAACUGUAGCUUUGCAUCUCUUAUGCAGGCAACGGGAUAAGAGCCACUGAACUCAUUAGCAAAAACUGCUUAUGAGGGGCUUUUGUCAAAACAAUAUCUAAAAGAGUAGAUUUUUCAUGGUGUUUAAAGUUGGGGCGGGUUGGUUCACUUAUCAGUUAAGUUAGAUUUAGCUCAAUGCCGAUAUCUUUCAGCCUAUCAGAAGCUGGCAUCAACUAAUCCAGAUUAAGAUCACCCACAAUUAAUACUUCAGAUUUAGUAUAGUUAGAUAGCAAGUCAGACAAUCGGCUAAGAGCACAUGUUGAGGCAGGGCAUUAUUACCAAGGCCCUCAUUUAGGACUAGACAUUCAAAUUGCUUAGCGACUGAGGUAGUGAGAGGUCCAGAAACAUUUAAAUUGUCCUUUGUAAAUAUGGCGACACCCCAACCUCUGCCAACUCUAUCAGAUCUAUAAACAUUAUGUCCACAUCAAUUUUCAAGAUCAAACUUAUGGCAUUAACAUGAAUCAGUCCAGGGCUGCGAGACCUCAAAUCAGACGGAGUCUCCAACACAAGCAUACUAUGUUCAGUGGGCAGUCCCACAUUUGAAAAUACUAUAGGGCUGGCCCAAAUUUGUACAGAUAUAAGAUUGCAUAGAACUGCACCAUUGGGCCUAUGCCUCGAGCGAGAACGUGGAAUAAAAUAAGAGUCAAUGAGGGUUACCUUACAUGUGCUUGCUCCAGUAGACCUAACAGCAUCACAUCACUGAAUGACUCUUAGCACAGAGCUAAUGUUGGUUGAUAGCAGUCUGCAUCCUUUUUCAUUAAGAUGAAACCCGUCAUGUUUUCAUAUAUUCGUAAUAUAAUAAUACAAUUGUAUUGAAUUUCUAUAGAGCUUUUCAUAACCAUUUCAAUGCGCUUCAAAAGCAAAAAACAAACAAGAAAUACAUCCUCAUGAGUAGCCUAGCUAUAGUUAGCUAGGUCAACCAAUAGAGGCCAAGUCUUUGAGUGCAUGCAUCCUACAAAGAUGGAGAGGGACAGUUCAUGGCUUGAUCAGAGGAAUGUGGUCAGGUGGCUCCUAUCCCCAUCAAAGUUGCCCUUCCUUGCUCUAAUGCAUCUCCCAUUCCUCUCAAGCUUCAGGCGACUCUUCAAUUUACUGUAUUUUUUUAGUUUCCCGCUGUAUCAUUCGAACAAAACCAAUUAGCCAGCUAGCUAACUAGAACUCAGAGCGCUGGAAUUCCAUAACUACUAGAAUGGCCAUGACAGUCAUUCUGAUGUUGAUAUUUCAAUUGUGUAAAUAUUCCAGAAUAAAUAAUGCAUUUAUUAUGUUAACAUGGGUCAUAGGAAACCUCAGGACACCAAAUGUAAAUUGGAAUCAGUCAGAAAAAUGAUUAAUUUAUCCAGAAGCGCAUAGACUGUAAAUACUAAAGUAUUUUCUGACUGUAAGACAACAGUUGCCUGCCCAGCUAGCCCGUCCAAUAUACACCUAAACUAUAUUCAAACUAAUUUCACACAUAUAAUUAUAAUAAUAAUAAUAAUAAUAAUAAUAGAUGUGGCCUAAAGACAAGAUUAAAUUGACAAUAGUCUGAUGGGUGACAAUAUUAUUAAUUGUCAAAUAGAGAAUGAAGAGACUGAUGACCAGCGCAGCGUGCAUUGAGAAAGAAGGGAAUGGAGCUUACCAAAUAGCACUUUUUCCAUAUCAACCUAGAGGUCCCUGCAGGCCAGAUGUUUUGAUUGCUAUACCCUAUCAGAAAAAGCAGAUUCCAAGGUUUCUAAUUAACCUAUUUUUGGUCUCUGCUUCAAAAUAUUACUUUUUCCUAGAAUAACUGUGGCUCCAUGCAUGUUCCUCAUCUAAGUAAGCUACUGUCGAAUAUCAGCAAUAGCCAUUUUGGAAAAAUAUACUUUAAUAUUCUUCUGAGUUUCACCCCUUUUGCCCUCAGAACAGCCUCAAUUUGUCGGGGCAUGGACUCUACAAGGUGUCGAAAGCAUUCCACAGGGAUGCUUGUCCAUGUUUACUCCAAUGCUUCCCACAGAAUUGUCAAGUUGUCUGGAUGUCCUUUGGGUGGUGGACCAUUCUUGAUACACACGGGAAACAGUUGAGCGUGAAAAACCCAGCAGCGUUGCAGUUCUUGACACAAACCGGUGCACCUGGCAUCUACUACCAUAUCCCGUUCAAAGGCACUUCAAUCUUUUGUCUUGCCCAUUCACCCUCUGAAUGGUACACAUACACAAUCCAUGUCUCAAUUGUCUCAAGGCUUAAAAAACAUUAUUUAACCUGUCUCCUCCUCUGAUUUACGUAGAUUUAACCAGUGACAUCAAUAAGAGAUCAUAGCUUUCACCUGGAUUCAACUGGUCAGUCUAUGUCAUGGAAAGAGCAGGUGUUCUUAAUGUUUUGUACACUCAGUGUACAUGUAAACAGGGCUAAAAGUGAGUGGUAGCAGGAAUAUAUACAUACUUAUGGUAAUAUACUAAUGGCAAUAUUACAUGUAAACAGGAGUAAUAGUCACCACUAGCAGGAUAAAUAGAUGUAUACUAAUGGUAAUGGCAAUCAAUAAUCAAUUAACAGCAUUGUAGUGGUAGUAAUACAUCUAAUCAAUAAUCAUUUUAGCAGUAGUUGUUAGCCAUUUAACAGUCUUAUGGCCAGGGGAUAGAAGCUGUUAAGGAGUCUGUUGGUCUGAGCCUUGAUGCACUGGUACCGCAUGCCGAACAGUCCAUGUCUCGGGAGUCUUUGGCAAUUUUCCUGGCAUAUAAAUAUAGAUGUUCCACAACAUGUUAUGUGCAGUUACAGGUAGAUUGUCAUGAGCUAAUGUCCAGCUGUGGUCUGUGUGUGCACCCAGGUAUCUCUCCCCCAGGGAAACCUGUGCUCAUCAACUGUCGAUCCCCUGAGAAGGAGACCUUUACAUGCCGGUGGGAGCCUGGUUUUGAUGGAGGACUACCCACAACCCAGCACCUCUACUACCAGAAAGAAGAGUUCGUAGCACCCAUUUUAAUCAUUUAUAUUUUGGUUGUGUUCACUGUUGAUUUGUAGGUCUAGAGUCAAGACCACUCUUAUUAUGAUUAUAUGGUGCUAGUUCUAGUUACCCAGCUUCAACAUUAUUGAUAUGUGUAUUGAAGCUGUCCUGUGUCAGCACUGAACACCAUUGAAAUCCACUGACUGUAGAAAAGUACUAGUCUCCAUACAGUCUCCAUACUUAACACGUGCAAGAUCAGUCAACUGAGUACACAACUUUGUUUCUGAGUUACCUACCUCUGACUUAUCAAUUUCAUCAGAGCAGUCAACCAGCCCUGCAUUGCAAAACAGCCUUGAGUGUUCACGUGUUGUAUUUAUCUAAAUUGAUGUAAUGCGAGCUUUAUUGUGAGGCCCGCACCAGCACACAUCACCAGCAUUCACCCCUAUGAAUGUCAGAAAAGGUAUUGUUUGUCUUUGUGCAGCUCCGAUGGAAUGUACGAGUGUCCAGAUUACCAAACUGCAGGGAGCAACUCGUGCUUCUUCAACAAGAGCCACACCUCUAUAUGGGUCAACUACAACAUCACGGUGGUGGCCAUCAACUCUCUGGGCAGCACUGUCUCUGACCCACUGGAGGUGGAUGUCAUGUAUAUUGGUAAGCUGCUCUCCCGAUGUUAGAAAUAAUCAAUCGAUCAUUCAUGCAUUAACAACUUUUUUGAUUAGUUGACACUUUAGGUAGCAGAGCUUGCAGCACACAAACCUACAGUAGAAUAUUCAUCAGUCACCACAAGUCAAUUUACUGUAAAGCAGUAUCCCUGAGAAUAGAAAAAUACACACUGACUGGUUUGGACACAGGAACCACCUGAAUUUACUGGACUAGAAUGAGAAUGAGCUGGUUUGUGUCCUGUGCAUAACUUAGAUCAUGUUUAAUAUCUUGUAGUAUGUGGUCACAUGCUCCCGACCCGACUGUGUAGACUCUGGCUUACUUUUUGUUUGUUUUGUCAUUGGAUAAAUGCAAAGAAAACAAAUUGGGUUAUUGAUGUGUUACUUUAUUGACAGGUGGCUGGAAUUGUGUAUUAUAUUGAUCUACUCCAUUAUGACCAAAAAACAAACAAAUAAUUGAAAAACAGGAAAACAAAAUAUUACAAUGUUUAGACUAUAUUUAUAAAACCUGAUUUGAUUUGCAUAUGUUUGAGGGAACAUCCAUUCUUAUGUCUAUAUAGAGCAGGGAUGGGCAACUUUGAUGGGGGUGAGGGCCACAAAAAAUCUGGACUCAUCAUGAGGAGCUGCAGUGACUAGCGGGUCUGUGUACCAACAUCCAUACCCAAAUACUGUAUGCAGGCAGAGCCGGCCCUAGCCUUUUGGAAAUUGCCCCCAAUUUGCGAGCAAAACAUUGACAGCGCAGCGUUUUGGAUUUAAUUUCCUGUAAUUCUACACAUUUUGCCAGGGGGUAGAGAACAUUUUGCAGUUUUGAAGCAAGUUCGCUGCAAUUCUACAUAUUUUGCCAUGGGGCGGAGAGAAGAUUUUGUAAUUUGAUAACUCAUUUCAUACAAUUCUACUCAUAUUACCAUGGGGCAGAGAGAAAAAUGUGCCGUUUUACAGCUAAUUUCCUGCAAUUCUACAUAUUUUGCCAUAGGGUGGAGAGAAAUGUUUUCAGUUUUUUAUAUUAUAUCUGAGUGAGCGUGACUAACAAAAUCAAUGGGGGCCCACCGGUCGGUAAUUCGACCAUGGUUACUACAAGUUUAGAUAGCUGGCUAGACUAAUUUACCAAUCUAAAACAUUUUAGCUGACAUGGGUUAAGUGACUGACUGUCAGUUGACUGACAUAACAAGACAAAAACUGCUGAUGCACAACCACAUUUCGAAAUUGCUCCUUAUGUAUUCUACUAUUCUAACUCUCAACAGUAAAUUGAGACCCCGACUGAGGUCCCCCCCCCCCCACCCCCCCCAAAAAAACGUAUUUUUUUAUUUUUAUUAAUCCGCGGGUCUACAAAAGGGGGGGUGGGCCGUCAGUUGCCCAUCCCUGAUAUAGAACAUACUGUAUAUGGAUCAAGUGUAUUGGAGCCCUACAGAAAUUGGUUGUGUUCUAACUGUGCUUCAUGCAGUCCAGCCCAAUGCCCCAGAGAAUGUGACAGUGUCUGUGGUGGAGACUGAGGAGAGCCCACACCUCCUGGUGAAAUGGGAUCCCCCUCACGAGGCCGACACACGCUCUGGCUGGAUCACUCUCACCUACCAACUACGGGUGAAACGACAGAAUAAGAAGGACAAGUGGGAGGUGUGUUUGCGGAUGGGUUACUCUAUAGAGUAGACAGACAAGGCAAAAAGAGAUUUGAUAAAUUCCCCGUUAUUUAUUUUACUCUCAUUGUACUUUACUCAGCUAGAGGGUCAAUAUGUAGGAAUGUAUAUAAAGUUUGAGUUUAAGAAAUGUAAAUGUUGCCUUAUUUAUUAACUGUUUAGUAUCCAUUUAGUUGAUGUUAUAUACAAACAGUUGUUCAGGUCCAGGCUCUUCUUAGUUUCCUUGUAUUUGUCUUUACAGGAGUAUGCCUCAGGGAAGCAGACCCAGUUGAUCAUCUACAGUCUGCAUCCAGGAGAGGUCUACAUGGUCCAGGUUCGCUGUGAACUAGACCAUAGCCUCUGGAGCGAGUGGAGCACCACUAUACACACGGAGGUCCCUGACUGUAAGAUUUUUUAUGAUUCUUUUAUUUCCAUCAACAAGUUGCAGAGGUCAAUGGUUCUAUGCUAUCUUGGUCCUUACUGUACCACUUUGUGGCAUCCAAGGUGGUUGAUGUACAGAUGGGAUCAAGGUUAUCUGUCCACCAGUAAGAGAAUUUCAGAUAAGCAGAAAGUGCAUAGUGAACAUACUUGGACAUACAAUACUUACUGUUGAUAUAAAGCAGGGUUGUGCUCAAUUCAGAAUUUGGGAACUGACUCCUAUUCAACUUAAAUUGGGAGAGGCUAUAUGGACACAUCUGCAGGGUAGGGGAGUAAAGGAAUACAUGUGAACUGUAACUGUAAUCUGUUACGUUCCCAGCAAAAAUAUUCCAUUCAGAUCGCAGAUACUUUUGAAAAACUAUUACAUUAGGAUUACAUUAAAAUUCAGAAAUAUUUGACACCUUUCUGUUUUCUCAAUGACAUUCAAAUCAUCAUUGAAAAAGGCGCAAGUUUAAGUUUGUUCCGCCUGAGCGAGUCUGACCACAAGUCAGAGACCGCUAUGAUAACACACCAAAAUGUUUUUGAUGGUUCGCGAGAAGAGCAGGAAUAGGCUAAUGUCCAAGCUAUGUCUUCCAAUGGUGCGACUGCUGUCGGCAUCAAAAGAAUAUCCAACUUGAAUAAACACAUGGAGGUAAGGACGGCAGCAAUCGUGUAGCCUACAGGAGAUACGGAUAGCACUUAUUAUUGAUAUCUAGGCUAUAUAGGGCAUUGGUGUGAAUCACACUGCUGCUCUCAUUUGUCUAUUUCAGCUUUAUGGAUAAUGAUUGCUGUUCACAAAUGUACGUAUAUGUGUAUUUUUAACCCAAUAAUGGUUGAAUUGAAGAAGUUUAAACUGCCUAUCAAUCAUUGUUUUUGCGACCAGGGAUGCAUUGAUUACGGAAACCGUUUACCGUUUAAGAACCAAAUGGAAGCAAACUGAGCAAAACAAGAGUUUCUAUUGGACAAAUUCAGGUAGGUCCCUCCCCGUUUCGUUCGCUUCCGUUUAAGAACAACAGCUGCAGAGAUAGGUUGGGUGGGAUCCGCACUAUCAAAUAAAAGUUUGAUUCCUCCCUUCUAAACGGCCCCGUGGUAUUGUGCUCCAUACUGUCAUAAAGUUUUAUUUAAGAACACCACGAGUGGGGCUUUUAUUGCUCAAUCUAAUUCGUGCUGAUUGAAAAAUAAAAUGUCCAUAGGCCUAACGGACACAUGCUCAAACUGGGGCACUUUUGAUAGACUUAAACAGCUGCAAAUGAUCGCGAUAUCAAAGUGUCAGCAACAAAAACGUAAACAAUAGGCCUAUAGCAAAUGCAGCAUAUGGCAUACAUUUUUCACAUGCAAAUAGUAUACAAGCUCAUACAGCGCAAUGCAACGUGACUGUGACUGCACACAUUUGAGAUCAAAGGGGUUCCCGCCGCACGUGUACUACAAAACAUAACACCGUCAUCUUCAAUACAGGGCAACAACUGCACAAUGAACUUGAAGACCUCUAAACAGUGAAAUACAAUGUAAUACCCACAUACUGAUAUACCAUACACCUAUACAAUAGCAGGGCAUAUAAACGACGCACUGGGGCACAUUAUCCUAUACAAAUAUAGGGUUAAAUGUCCGAAAUGAUAUGACAACCAAAACAGAGCUAGCCAGCUCACAGCAGUAGAAACUACUAAUUAGCAUACCCAUAAAUAUGACAUUAUCGUCGCAGAGUGCAUCUUCAGACAUAAACACCUGAAAGAUAUGUACUUGCGUAUCAAUAAGGACGUACACUGGCCUUGGCUAACACAAUGAAAGCUAACUGGUGGGAAAACACAAGGAUGGCUGGAACUUUCUCUCACUUGACUUCUCUCGAGCUGAUCUUCUGCUCCACUUCACCGGUGGGCGGAGCUACAGCUCUGAUAUGAUGAACUAACAUUACUGAUAUGAUUAAAUACAAAUAGUUCACAGCCUUUCGUACAGUAACUGUAACGGAUUACAUUUAGAAAGUAACGUACCCAACCCUGGCCUGCACGCCUUGUGCCCAAAUUGUACGUUGCGCAGCUGAGAGUCAAGUGGAGACGAAUGGAUUUGGUUCAGUCAGUCGUCCUGAUGAGCCCCUCCCGGCAAGCUAUACUGAACAACAAUCUAAACACAACAUGCAACAAUUUCAAGAUUUUAUUGAGUUACAGUUCAUAUAAGGAAAUCAGUAAAUUGAAAUAAAUAAAUUCUAUGGAUUUUUCAUGACUGGGCAGGGGCGCAGCCAUGGGUGGGCCUAGGGAACCAGGCCCAGCCAAUCAGAAUUAGUUUUCCCCCACUAAAGGGCUUUAUUACAGACAGAAAUACUCCUCAAUUUCAUCAGCUGUCCGGGUGGCUUGUCUCAGAUGAUCCUGCAGGUGAAGAAGCCAGAUGUGUAGGUCCUGGGCUGGUGUGGUUACACGUGGGCUGCGUUUUUUAGUCCGGUUACACGUACUGCCAAAUUCUCUAAAACGACCUUGGAGGCGGCUUAUGGUAGAGAAAUUAACAUUACAGUCUCUGGCAACAGCUCUGGUGGACAUUCCUGCAGUCAGCAUGCCAAUUGCACGCUCCCUCAAAACUUGAGACAUCUGUGGCAUUGUGUUGUGACAAAACUGCACAUUUUAGAGUGGCCUUUUAUUGCCCCCAGCACAAGGUGCACCUGUGUAAUGAUCAUGCUUCAUAAUCAGCUUCUUGAUAUGCCACAACAAAUUUGUGGACAACAUUUUAGAGAAAUAAGCUUUUUGUGCGUUUGGUACAUUUCUGGGAUCCAUUAUUUCUGCUUAUGUAACAUGGGACCAACACUUUACAUGUUGCUUUUAUAUUUUUGUUCAGUAUAGUUUAUGCUGGCUAGCUGACAACAACAGCAGCAGCAUGGCGCUAGUUAAAACUUGUAAAAUAAUGUUUAUUUCGAUGGGCGAGAGAGAAAUCAAUUGUAGUAUUGGUCACCAUCUGGAUGUCCCCGUGACAUGCCAAUUAGUUAACAUAACGACAAGCCAUUGCGAAUGACCAGUGCAAUGAUGUUGUAUCAAUGUGCUUGCUAGCGUCUUUGCUCCGGGCGACAGAAGAGGCUAGUACUUGCCGACGUGAGUUGCUUCCCACUGGACAGAAGUUGCUUCCCAUUGGGAAGCUGUAUCACAUGUCGGCGGUGGUAGCUAAAGUGGCCAAUUUGUUCCAUCCCAUUUGAUUUUAUUUCGAGUAUGAUAACAACCUUCACGAGAAAUAACUUGUAGUAUUGGUAUUGGGUACUGGUAACAGUCUGGAUGUCACUGUGAUAUAGUCUACUGCUCAAUGGGGAGAGUGCUGCUAGCCGGUAACACAACAGUGUCCUUCGCUCCUGCUUACCGCAGUUAGGAGGGAAGUAGCUAGAUAGGAUAGCCAAUAUCAGGCGAGGGUGACAGCUAAAGCUAAAGCACAUGUAUUGUAGGGAUUUUCACCGAAAAUGUACAAUUAUGGCAUUAACCUCUACAUUUUUGUUUUAAAAAACACAAACAAUUACUCCCGAUAAAGACGGAAUGAUUCUGAACAAGCUCGCAAGUCCCAACUUCGGCAGACAAGUUUUUAAUUAUUGCUGAAGUUUCGAGCCACAUCUAUAAACUAGUUAGCUGGGAAGGGCUCAUCAGGACGACUGACUGACUCAAUCCGUUCGUCUCCACUUGACUCUUGCUGCGCGACAUACGUCAUCAAUUAGAGCACCAGAACACCUCUCCCGUUCAAUUCGAAUUUAAUUGACCACACCCCACAGGAUGUCGAGUUUUAUUUGAGUUUGAGUGAUAGGAAGUAAAAUGUAAUUCAGUGCAAUUCAAAGAAAUUCCACAAAGUCAUAGUUUCAUUGAAUCUGACAGGUCACACUUCCGGAUACCAAAGAAUAUAUCAUUUUUCUCUGGAAACAAUGUUCAUAUACUCUUUUAACCUUAGUGCUUAGAGUAGCCAAUGAUAUUUCCACCAACCGUUUUUUUGGUUUGGCUUCUUUUUGAAGGUUUUAGGGUCAACUUGAGGGUUUUUAUUGAUAUUUAAUUUAUUGUAUUUUUUAUUUAACCUUAAUUUAACUAGGCAAGUCAGUUAAGAACAAAUUCUUAUUUACAAUGACGGCCUACCCCGGCCAAACCCGGACGACGCAGGGCCAAUUUUUGGGCUAAACUAAUGCAUUCUGGGAAAUGUUGUAUUUUCCCCAUAUUUAAGAAAAUUUAAGUGAUUAAUGGGGCGGCGCACAAUUGGCCCAGGGUAGGGGAGGGAAUGGCCGGCAGGGAUGUAGCUCAGUUGGUAGAGCAUGGCGUUUGCAACGCCAGGCUUGUGGGUUCGAUUCCCACGGGGGGGCAGUAUGAAAAAAUAAAAAAUAAUGUAUGCACUCACUAACUGUAAGUCGCUCUGGAUAAGAGUGUCUGCUAAAUGACUAAAAUGUAAAUGUAUUAAUGAAAUAUAAUAACUUAGAAUAUUUGCAUACAGGUUUUGUUUUUCUUAAUAAUUAAAUGUAAUAGUUUGUCCUGAAACUCAAUUGUUUCAACAAUAUUUUAUAUGCAUAUAUAUAGCGACAUGUUUGAUGUUUUAUGUAUAAUAUGUAUAUUUGUAUAGUUUGCACCUUAGAAUAGAAGAGCCAUUUGAAUUUCACUGAAUUAAAUUAUAUUUCCUUUAAUAAAAAUUUGAAUUGCAAUUCUGUAUCCUGUUUACUACUUCAAUUCAAAUUCAAUUCAUUAAUUGACUUGGAAUUUAUGAGGCAUUCUCAAUUACGUUCUGAAUUGAGCACAACCCUGAUAUACAGUAUGCAUUUGAAAUUCAGUCUGAAGCUGUUCUCUCCCAUGUGUUUGUUUUGUGCGUGUUUUGUAGACACUCUGAAGGAGCGAUCGAUCUGGAUUGUGGUUGCCGUCUUUUCUGCUUUUAUACUCCUGCUUGUUACCUUCACCCUGGCUAUGAAGAGAAAAUAGUAUGUAUUUUUCUUAAAAAGAAUAUUUUAAAAGUAUUAUUUUCAAAUUAUCUAUAAUAUAUUCAAAUUGUGAGUACCAUACAAACUAUGUUCUUUGCCAUCUUUUUUGUCCCAGUGUGAAGCUUUGUCUUCUGCCUCCUGUUCCUGGUCCAAAGAUAUCAGGACUAGAUACACAACUCCUCAAGGUAAAGUGCAAUGUACUUGUCCAUUUUAUACUAAAUUCUUAUUUUGCUCUUCUCCCAACCCCCAGACAGCACAGAAACAGACACACAAAAAUUAUUCGGAACAUGAAUUUAGACAUGCAGGUCUACAUUUUAAGAUAAUAUUUCCCUCCUCCAGUAUUGUUCAUCUUAUGCAACUCUCUUCCAGAGUGGGCGGUCUGAUGACAUUCUCAGCUCUCUGAUCAACCAGGGCUUUCCUCCCACCAUGGCCACUAAGGACCAGCAGGUAGACUAUCUGCUGGUGUUUGAUAGUGAACAGGUGACACCAGAUCUUCAGAAUGGACAAACAAGGACAAAAAACUCCAUAGAUCAUGGUCGCCAUGACCACAGCCUGUUGAUGGAGGCUAAGAAUAAGGAAGUAAAAGUUGAUGGCGGCAGAGAGACAGUGGAACAGGGUAAUACUGAGGGGCUUGAAUCUACGUUUAGGAAUACCAAGAGCCUGUCCACUGACGUUACAGCUCAUCCGUGUCCUCAGAAGAAGCCAUUCAACAAUGUUACUGAAACGCCAAAGCAAGCACCUGUUUCCAGCAAGCAUCGAUCCUUAAGCCAUCAUAAAGAUCUCUGGGACAGCUUAGCCAGACAACAUCUAGACUACAGGGAAACAGUGGUCAAGAGCCAAUCAAACUGUGAUGACAAACAUAAUUUGUCAUCACAGAAUAUUGUGACUCCCUCGAAGGACAUUGGUUAUGUGGAAGUUCAGAGGUGGAAAAAGAGCAUAGGCCUACAGGUGCUGGUACCCGAGGUGGAUCAGAGGCAGGAGGACUAUAGCAAAGUGAGUGUGGUGGAGAAUGAUAAUGUAGUGCUGCUCAAGAGAGAAACGGUCCCCCUCAAUUGCACUUCCUGUAAGGUGAGAGGCAAUCAAUCAGAGAAAUGUCUCCACCAGAAGCCAUGUAAACCUCAUAUAACAGUGCCUGCAAAAGAGGGAGUGCAUAUAGGAUCUAAUGGUUAUGUGGAGCCUGUUACUAUAUCACACAUUUUGUAAAACGUCAUUUUGUCUGAAAUGACAUUUGGGACAUUGCAAUGAAACAAAUGAAAAAAUAAAUACUCAGGAUAGAUUGUGACAUUUUCACUGACAAGAGAAUUGACUAUAAUGUCAUGUUCCUCAGGAUAUAGGUUUUUGUAUGUACUGUAUACAGUGACCGGAUAAAUAUGGUAUUUUCUGAUUAGUAAUUAUUGUAUGUCUUGAGAUUAAAACACUGGCCACAAGUUACACACAAGAAAGCGUAACAAGGAAACUCACUUAACGAAAACGUUCCAUAUUCAAGAGUCAAGACAAUUGAUGAAUGUUGAAUGAGAUUUUUCAUUGUAAUUGCUUAAAGAAGAAUAACUGAUUUUUUUGUACAGCUUUGAUCAUUUUGAUUUGGGGGCAGUUUUACUGCAUUGACACUACAGUCACAUUCAAAAUGAUGCAUCAGAAGGAAUACAAUUUAAAUACAAACAAUGAAUGUAAAAAAUACAAUAUAUAUCACUUUAGAUCAUUAUUGGUCACUGUUAACCAUAUCAUUAAUUUAAUAUGUUAUAAAAUACUCAAUUUAAC
Messenger RNA from Coregonus sp. 'balchen', 20709 nucleotides. The record is from the annotation of a GenBank genome assembly. NCBI's taxonomy places the organism in Eukaryota, Metazoa, Chordata, Actinopteri, Salmoniformes, Salmonidae.